AAAAUGGGCUUUAGCGAACAUAACCUAUAAAAAGAGAAGAACGAGAUCGCGCGAGGAAGUCUGCUUUAAAUCGAAAAAAUGGGCGAACGCUACAAUAUUCAUAGCCAGUUGGAGCAUUUACAAUCCAAAUACAUUGGUACAGGACAUGCAGACACAACCAAGUUCGAAUGGCUGGUGAAUCAGCACAGGGAUUCCUGCAGUUCGUAUAUGGGCCACUACGAUUUGCUGAAUUUCUUUGCGAUUGCUGAGAACGAAGCCAAAGCACGAGUUAGAUUCAAUCUCAUGGAGAAGAUGCUGCAACCCUGUGGACCACCGCCUGAGAAGCCAGAGGAUUAAAUCGCGCGUUCUUGCUCGAACUUUUUUUUUUCGUGUGAUAAAAACUAAUUUUCGAAGAUAAU
Mycetomoellerius zeteki is the source of this 398-nucleotide messenger RNA. It is a transcript of the gene Sf3b5, whose product is annotated as splicing factor 3b subunit 5. Gene Ontology annotation, biological process: mRNA splicing, via spliceosome. Gene Ontology annotation, cellular component: U2 snRNP; precatalytic spliceosome. NCBI's taxonomy places the organism in Eukaryota, Metazoa, Arthropoda, Insecta, Hymenoptera, Formicidae. The record is from RefSeq and is a predicted model, not a curated record. The transcript is spliced from 2 exons. The coding region runs from base 79 to 336 and encodes 85 amino acids.